CUGGACGAACUACUGGAGAGCGUAUGUCUCAACUGGUCGCAGUCACACCUGUUGAAAUCGUAAGCAUCGGUGCAUUCCAAUGUGCUUACAGGAGCCAUCCAAUCGUCUCCGCUCACAUCAAUCAGUAGUACGACGGGUGUAUGAUGAUCGUCAACAGGCAGCAGUGACGUAGGAGCAGUAAAAAUGUCCAUUUGCUCCGGUAGGCUUACGAAUGCGAGGUCGAGAAGAUUUCCGUUUUUGCUCACAAAACUAUUGAUUUGCCUCAGACCAGUAGCAAACAUGGUUUCUGUGUAGCCAUUAAUGUCGUCGUCUAAUUCCCAGCACAGUUUUGGAAGGUUAACGUCACCCAUACACAGAACAAUGUCCGCAUCAGACGCUUGGCUGACGAUGUUCUGAACUGCAUUAGCAUGAGUAGCGUAUAGAUCGACAUGGGUGCUUGGUGGAAGAUAAACAGUGAUAAUGUAGAGUGAACGAGUUUUCGACUUAAUGCAAACUGCGGUUUGCUCAAGCCUUUCACUAUUCGGUAUUUGGAUAACCUCGCAGCGAAGGUGAUUUUUCACUGCUAUCAGCACUCCACUACAUCGAGUAUUGUCGGCGAAGCACUAACUUAGAAUUCGGUGGCUGGACUUCCGAACCGAACUUUUCUUCCGAAGUAGCCAACUGUCAAACUAGUUGUCAAAUUUUCCUAUUAUGUCACUUCUGCUCUAUGUAAAUAAACAAGUCAACCCGCUAGUUUCAUAGUCUUUAGGAUACAAAUUUGGUUUAAAAUCAUUUCAAUGGCCAACGUGAUUAUCCAAAGCGUGCGACAUCGACAGGCAAAUCCAAACACGGUAUAUCAUGCCUUAUAUGGCCAUUACUUUUUGGGAAUUUCGAAGCAGGACCUAGCUAAAAUAUACGGAAAAUCCCUGGCAACAGUCUACAAUUGGUUCAGUAGAUACGAGAAGGAUGGAUUGUAUAGGCGUAAGCAGCGGAAACAAACAUACAAGAAGUUUUCGAGCGAUAUGCGAGUGUGGCUAGUAGAACUCUAUGGAAAGGAACCGUUGUUAUUCCUUGAUGAAGCUAAACAUAGAUUCGAGUUACAAUUUCAUGUCAACAUCAGUGUGUCCUCCGUUUGCACUAUCCUUCAUGAUGCAGGACUGUCAUGGAAGGUCAUAGAGCGAAGAGCUAUUCAGAUUCGCGACGAAGAGAUUGUGCGGUUUACCCGGGAAUUGUUGGCCAUUCCUUGGGAUCUAUUCAAUUUGAUUUUUCUUGACGAAGUGGCCUUUGAUAACCGUGACAUGCUACGCCGAAAAGGAUAUGGAGUGAUUGGACAGAAGGUUGUUUACAGAGGCGAAUUUUGUCGUAAACCACGUGAAUCCUUCUUAUGCUUCCUUGGGGUUAAUGGAAUCCUGGAAAGUUUUAGAACCGAAGGCACAUUUAAUAGGAAGAAAUUCUUCGAAUGUUGCCGUACUUUUGCUCUUCAACAUCGCCAGGUUCAAUGCUAUCCAGGGUUUCACUCUGUGUGGAUAAUGGAUGGCGCUAGGAUCCAUUGCGACGCUAACAUCAUAAGAUAUCUCCGCUCAAUCGGAAUUGUUCCCCUAUUUUUACCGGCCUACUGUCCAUUUUUCAAUCCUAUUGAAGUUGUGUUCGGACAAGUUAAGCAAUACCUAAGAAGGAUCCAUCGAGAAGGUGAUUCUAUUCGAAUGGACGUUUGUGAAGCAAUCAACCAUUUCAGAUUGUAUCCAUGCUACAAAUUGUUCCAACAUUGUGGAUAUCUUCCAGGAGGAACAUUUUUGCCGGAGAAGGCCCUGGAACACAAUCCAAAAGAAAUUACUUUCAACGUCAUUCCAGAAUAAAGGAUAAUUACCAUCGUUUCUCCAAAAUCAAUUCCGAAACUGUAAAUGAAAUCCAACAGUAUGAACUAAAGCAACCUACUUAUAAGCGUUAAAUGAAACAUUGUAUUUUUUCUCUCAAUUUUCAAAAUAAA
Aedes albopictus (Asian tiger mosquito) is the source of this 1966-nucleotide messenger RNA. RefSeq lists its product as uncharacterized. Gene Ontology annotation, molecular function: nucleic acid binding. The record is from RefSeq and is a predicted model, not a curated record. The transcript has 2 exons. Bases 777 to 1835 code for a protein of 352 amino acids. Lineage: Eukaryota; Metazoa; Arthropoda; Insecta; Diptera; Culicidae.